CUGUAUAGAUGGGGAAACCGACGCACAGACCAGCCCAGUGGUUCGUCCAAGUUCACACAUGAAGUCUGUGGCAGAGCAGGGACUUUAUUCCAGGUCUCUCAAGUCCUAAACUAGUGCCUGAACGGCUGGACCAUCCACAAGAAAUUCCAGCUGGAGGCUGCUAGGGCCUCGGAUAUAUUAGUGCAGCGUACCUCUUCCUACCCCCCAGUACAUAGGACUUGGCCAUAUCAUAUAGCACCCACUACCUAGCAAUAUUUCCUCCAGGCUGAGGGGCCCUGUGGAGGGCAUUAGGGCCGCAGUGAUACGUGGCUGACUAUAUGGGAUAUCCAGAAUUUGGGCCUGUUCCCAUCUCUGCUCUAGAGAUGUGUGGAGAUAGGUGCACCCAGCUACAUUGUCUGAGAGACAUCUGAGCAGGUGAUGGGAUUGUGUUUCUCUCUCUCUCUCUCUCUCGCACGUUCUGUUCUCUGCUCCCAGUUCUGGUUACCAGACACCUUUAGAUACUCGGCCCAGCUGCCCCAGUUGAUGCGUGGCUGUGGGAUACGAUGGUUCCUCACUCAGAAACUCAGCUGGAGCCUGGUGAACGCCUUCCCGCACAGCACUUUUUUCUGGGAAGGCAUUGAUGGCUCCCAAGUUCUGACCCAUUUCCCGCCUGGCAAUUCCUAUGACCUAAAAGGUCGAGUGGAGGAGAUGCUGAAAGCCAUGAACAACAACAAAGACAAAGGCCAUGUGAACCACAGCGCUGCUCUCUUUGGGUUUGGAGACGGAGCAGGUGGCCCGACUCAGAAGAUGCUGGACAGGCUGAAGAGAAUGAGAGAUACGGAUGGGCUGCCCAGGGUUCAGAUGUCCACACCUGACCGGUUUUUCUCUAUGCUGGAGAAGGAGAAGACCCAGUUGCUCACCUGGACAGGAGAACUGUUCCUGGAGCUACACAACGACACUUAUACCACCCAGGCCCAGAUAAAGAAAGGGAAUCGGGAGUGCGAGCGGAUACUCCAUGAUGCUGAAGUACUGAGUAGUUUUGCUCUGACCCAGAAAAAUACUUUCCAGUAUCCUUCCAUCAAACUGCAGCAUCUCUGGAGGCUGCUGCUCCUGAAUCAGUUCCAUGACGUGUUGCCGGGCAGUCGUAUCCAGCUGGUUGUGGAGGAUGCCAUGAGAUACUAUGCAGCGUUGGUCAGACUACGUAGAGCGGUACGUCAGCUCAGAUUCUACCUCUCCCGAACUUCGGGAACACCUGGCCCAGGAGCCGGUUUUCCUGCCAAGUCCCAUGAAAGAGUGAGCAAGCGGCUGCACCAGCGGUUCCAAGCCUGGGUGGACAGAUGGACCAAGGAGCAUGUGACCCGGGAAAUGGCAGCUGAGACAAACAAGUGGCUAAUGGGAGAAGGGUUGGAGGGUUUGGUGCCCUGUACCACUACCUGUGAUACAGAGACCCUGCACUUUGUGAGCAUUAAUAAGUACCGUGUCAAAUACGGCACAAUAUUCAAGCCGCCGUAAAGUCCCUGAGUGAGGGAAGAUCACGUAGUGUGUGUAUGUGUGUGUGUGUAUCAAGGAAACGAGGAAGAUGCCUUUCUCCCUUCACUGUGUAUCUCCGUAACAUGGCCAGUUGACUAGUGCGAAGCUGGUACAGUCUGUCACCAGCGGAAUUCGGUUUAGGAAAACGAAUCUCUACAAACCUAAGCUGGAACUGUUGCCAACAGGCCUCUGACUUCAGCGUGCACUGUGGAGGGAAGGACCCUUUUCAGAACUGAGUGAUCCUAGAGAAAUGCAGCUAGCUCGUACGCACCAGCAGUUUUGAGACUAACUCCUCAAUGGCCUGAGCUUCAAGGGAAGAGAACUGGAUGUUGCAUACAUCCUGACCGGAGUGGUGCAUUUAAAGUUACAUGCUCAGAUACGUCGUGAAACCCAGAGGUGCCUAUCACAACUGGAUUCUCCUCUAUUAGGCUGCUGCAGGUUUGUCAGGAUCUCACCCGGGGUCACCCAUCUGUGCAGUCCAGCUGUCGAGAACACCAUUUCCUGGAUCUGACCCUCGACUUCUCCCUCCUUCACCCUGCUGGACUCCUGAUUCAGCCAGUUCAGAUUGGUCUGUCCUUUCUAGUGCCAGUUGGAUUGUUUUGUACCUGCUUCUUUACUAGUCUUUCCUAGUGCCAUGCACCAGCUUUUCACACACAUACGCACACACAGCAGAAACAACACAAUUUUAACAUGUUCCCCUUCCUUUUUGUAAAUAAAUGUACAUAUUGUCAAUUUUUUUUUGUUUUUUUAUUAAAGGAAGUUUGCUUGAUGUGCUAGCAUAACUGUAC
This is a messenger RNA of Mauremys mutica (yellowpond turtle), 2297 nucleotides long. RefSeq names its product alpha-mannosidase 2C1-like. The transcript has 8 exons. Bases 418 to 1491 code for a protein of 357 amino acids. Gene Ontology annotation, molecular function: alpha-mannosidase activity. Lineage: Eukaryota; Metazoa; Chordata; Testudines; Geoemydidae. Gene Ontology annotation, biological process: mannose metabolic process; oligosaccharide catabolic process. The record is from RefSeq and is a predicted model, not a curated record.